CGAAGGAUUCUUACGUCAUGUGACUGUCAGCUGACUGUACCCGGAAACGUUUCGUGAAACUGACAACAAUAUAAAAAGGUUUUCAGCCAGAACAUUUGUUUACACUAAACUAGGAAUUAUAAUCGAUGGAGUCGACGCUUGAACAGCAUCUUGAUGAUACCAUGAAGAAUCCAGCAGUGGUCGGAGUCCUCUGCACUGAUCAACAGGGACACAGUCUGGGAUGUCGUGGCUCAUUGACUGACGAACACGGUGGCGUCGUGUCUGUUUUGGCCAAACAAGCUGCAGCUCUCCCCAAAGACCCAACAGACUCCCCUACUGUCUGCCUGGAGUCUGACUCAGGGAACAUCUUGGUGAGAAGCCACGGGAGCAUAACCAUAGCAGUCCACAAGAUCGCCUCCUGAAGACUUCAUGACUCUUCAGCAUUUAUAUUGUAAUAAAACAAACACAUGAACAGAGACUAAAUAUAGGCAAUCCAAACAAAUCCGAGAAACAGGAAACUUUUACUUCUGCAAUGUUUUUUUAUGUGUAUAUUUAGUCCUAGACAUCUUUGCAGGUUGUCAGUGCUUUUGUACCAGUUGCAUAUUGCAGAGCAGCUUGUUUGUCAUAUGCAGCCUUCUGUGGCCCGUCUGCUUUUGUCUUUUGUUUGACAAGAUUUUUCUUUAAUCUGAAGCAUUGUAUAACAACCCUAAAUAAACUUUAACUUUACCCUGAGCUGCCA
Messenger RNA from Cyprinodon tularosa, 718 nucleotides. It is a transcript of the gene lamtor5, whose product is annotated as late endosomal/lysosomal adaptor, MAPK and MTOR activator 5. The record is from RefSeq and is a predicted model, not a curated record. Gene Ontology annotation, biological process: positive regulation of TORC1 signaling; cellular response to amino acid stimulus. Gene Ontology annotation, molecular function: guanyl-nucleotide exchange factor activity. The transcript has 4 exons. Gene Ontology annotation, cellular component: lysosome; Ragulator complex; cytoplasm. Lineage: Eukaryota; Metazoa; Chordata; Actinopteri; Cyprinodontiformes; Cyprinodontidae. Bases 126 to 401 code for a protein of 91 amino acids.